CACUUGAUUAUGUUUGUGCAGCGGGUGAGGAGCAAAGACCUGGAUAGAUCACACACACACACACACACACACACACACACACACACACACACACACACACACACACACACACACACACACACACACUCUCACUCACUCUCACUCUUAUCCUCAUAAUGAUGCACAGCUCAAGACAGUGGCUCUUUAGGAUCACCUGCUUGGUGUUUGAAUUUCUACAGUAUGACACAGUGCGUGUCACAGUGAGGGAGUCCACUUUGGAGGUGGUGCAGGGCGACUCGAUCACUUUACCCUGCUCCUUUUUCACCAUGAGCCCCCUGAUCCGCCUCAGCAUCAUCUGGACCCUGACUCCUUUUUCUGACCAAGACAAUCCCACACAGGUGAUCGCGUAUGAUCAAGGGCAGGUGAUCGAAAGCCCCUCCUUCACCAGUAGGGUGGAAUUUGUUGACAUGCCCUGGAGUGCUGAUAUCAUCCUAAAUGAUACACGUGUUUCUGAUGCUGGCAUCUAUCGUUGCGUGGUGAGCAAUCCACCAGAGACAGGAGACCCUGGAAUCGGAGAACUCAGCCUCAGAGUCCUGGUACCCCCAUCGCUGCCUGUGUGUAUAUGGGAGGGAGAGACUGAUGUGGGUGGCACUAUGACAUUGACAUGCCUUGUGAUGGAGGGCGUCCCCACUCCACAAAUGAGCUGGGAGAAGCUGGAGCCAGAUCACAUAACCUUGCCCAUCAGCAUGGGGGGGGAGUUAAUGGGCUUGGUGCAAAUUACAAACAUGUCUGCACAGGACUCUGGUGUGUAUCGCUGCUCUGUGACCAACGCUCUGGGCACACAAAACUGCUACGUGAACCUCUCAGUGUACACCCUGACAGAGAAUGCCCCAGGCCUCCUUCAGGGGGUGCUAAUCACACUCUCCAUGGGCCUGGUGCUGCUGACCCUGUUGGCACUGGUGCUGUGGCUCCACCGCUCGGCUCAGGAAAGCAGAUGGACGGAUGGCCAUGUACAGGAGUGCUACAACGAGCUCAUAUACACUCCCUCUCUAAUCAAGCGCUCAUUUGUCUGA
This is a messenger RNA of Ictalurus furcatus (blue catfish), 1052 nucleotides long. RefSeq lists its product as uncharacterized. The record is from RefSeq and is a predicted model, not a curated record. Gene Ontology annotation, biological process: homophilic cell-cell adhesion. Gene Ontology annotation, cellular component: cell-cell junction. The transcript has 6 exons. The coding region runs from base 156 to 1052 and encodes 298 amino acids. NCBI's taxonomy places the organism in Eukaryota, Metazoa, Chordata, Actinopteri, Siluriformes, Ictaluridae. Gene Ontology annotation, molecular function: ionotropic glutamate receptor binding.